CUGUGUUAAAAUACAAAAUGUAAAUGUUUAAAAAGUAGAGAAUAUUACAUUUUCAAAAAUUUUUUGAAAUACAAUCGUUUUUAUGGUGAUUUUCAGGAUAAAUUUUAUAUGAACAUUCUCGCCGGUGAAGAGCGGUGCAGAGUAGUCACUCAUGAUUGGCCAAUAUAUUCGCGGUUCCCCGCUUUGAUGCGCCUCGCCGCGCGCCGCCUGAAUUAUCAGAGGCAUUUGUGAUCGCGAUUCCUCAGUUGCGAUCCGUCUACCAAGCGGGUAAUCUUGUAUUCUCUCCUCUCGGUUCUACUCGCGCCGGUUCUCUCUCGUGUCGCAUAAUCUCCCCCUCUCGCUUCCUCCCUCUUUGUCUCACCUCAUCUUCGCUCCCAGGCUCGCGUAAUCGCUUCCAGUGCGAGCUAAAUUUAGCGUUGACCGUUGCUUUUGCCGAGCUGGCCGGCGUAUAUAAAGCUCCUCCUCUCUCCCUUGUCUCGUUACCGCUCGUUUCCUGCACACGCGUGCUGGCGAGACGCGGGAAAACUCUGCGCCGAAUAUCCCACCUGUGAAGCCUCCGUCGGGCAAUCGCAGGGGGCCGAUCGUAAGUAAAGCGCAACGGAACAAUUUUGGAAUUCAAGAUUAGGAAUGCUCGCGAAGAGCGAGCGGCUGAAGUGAAACCCGUAAUGGCCUCUGGCACGAACCGAAAUGAUUUUAUCGACACCCGAUACUUUGGACUUCCUUAAUUCGAAAGGUUUUAUUUUUGUUUGCUAAUACAAUCGCAAACACAUCGGCGACGCGGUCCAGUAAUCGCCAUAGCGAUGUGCGACAAAGUGUGAACUUGGAUCUCUGGCGAUAAAAAUAUCACGGGCGCAGAGCGGCCGCAGGCAGGUGGUUUCUUCCGAGAGUCCCUCCACCUCGGAUUGGGAUCUCGAACUGUACUGAGCGAGCCUUUAAAUCCUGAGUAUGAUCAAACGGGGACAUUAAAAGUGGGAGAAGGGGGGUGCAAAAAAAAAAAUAGAGAAAAACGUAAUAGAGUCGCGCAAAUCCAGGGAGUGAUAAGCGCGACCGUUCGUGUGUGGCGCGUGCAUUGCGCGUAAUAAAUGCUAAAAAUAACCGCGCUAUCGCGCCGCAAGCGAGUAUCGAAGCGAUAAAUAUCACAACGUGCGGCCCGCGCCGUCACACUUGAAUUCUACGAUUUUCUUUUUCGAUCGUCCGUAAGAUACCGCGAGAGAAACGGGAGGAAAAACACAGGUGUCCCCUUUCAAGUUGUCAUUCGAGCGCUGGACGCGAUGAUUGGGCUCAAAAAAAAAGACAGGAGGGAAGACCCACGUUUUCGCGAUACCUGAAAAAAGAAAUGAAGAAAAAGCAAUACAAGGCAAUGCACGCAAGAGCAAUCGCGUAUUCCCGACGCAACGUUUGAGGACAAAUCAAGAUUUGAUUUGAAAACGAGCGGGGCGCAUUUAAUUAACAGCGAGUGAAUCUUUUAUCGUGUUAUUGUAAGAGUACUGAUAAUAUGGACCGAGACUUUAAUUAGUGAGACUAGAAGUGAUUUUUCAACGACGGUAGUGGUGGAAGGAAUACGUCGAGGAAUUUAAUACCAGUUAUUGCGACUUCGAAAUCUCAAUUGAUCGCAACGAGUAUUUUUAUUUUUCUUUUUCCACGCAUAUUGUAAUCCAAUAUAUUUUAGUUUAUGGAUAAAGCAUUGCGCAGUGUUUUUGUUUCACAUCGCCAAAAUUGUGAAAAUUUAAUUUGAAAUCAAUUUGUCGCGAAACACAACUUUCCAUCGAUUUAAUCAUAUUUAUGAAAGAAAUCAAUAAAAAAGAAACGAGAAAAGCAUUCUACAAAAAAAACUAAGUAUGCGGGUUUACAUGCAACGGGCGAACAUGUUCGAUUGGUAUCCACGCACGGAAAGCUCGGGCGUAAAAAUCAUUGGCGCGUAUCAGCAUCACGGAACGAUCAUCCAUCAACACGGUAGUGGCGAUGACGGUAUUCACCGAGAUCACGUAUUAUCGGAUGCGUAUUGUUGUUGUUUGUGCACAGAGAUGGCCAGAGACACGCCGGGUUCUCCGAUGCCGCGACCGCGAGAUUUGGGUGCCAGUGGUGGAGGAGGCGCGGCCACAGCCACCUUAACUUCCGGCGCUUAUCACGCUCCAGCAGUCGACGCCACCAGUAUGCACGGCCAACACGCGUUGCAGCAGAAGAUACUCGAGCUACAGCAGCACCAUCAGCUUCAGCAACAGAUCCUCCGGCAACAAUACCAUGCUCAAGAACGACAACUGGCUGAACUACACGAGCAACAGAUGCAGCAACUAAAACUUUGGGAACAGCAGAAGCAGCUAGAAGAACAGAGGCGAGAGAAAGAAAGGCUCGAAGCUCUUAGGAAAAAGGACAAGCACGAUCAUAGCGCGAACGCAUCUACAGAAGUCAAGGAACGUCUUCAUAGUUUCCUGGUGAACAAGAAACAAAGAGAGGCAGCUGCCGCGGCAAACGGAGCAGUACCCGGUACACCCGGAUAUAGGAGUUGGUUACAACCGCAAUCAGAAUCAUCAAGCACCACAAAUGCAGCGCAUCCAUACCAGAUGCCGCAGAUGCUUCAAAAGUUUGGCGACGAUUUCCCACUCAGAAAAACAGCCUCGGAGCCGAAUUUGCUGAAGGUGCGACUAAAACAGCGCGUGGAGAGGAACAUGGCAGCGUCAAGAAAUUCACCCCUGAUGGCACGCCGGAAGGAUCGCCUGGCGUCGCAUCUCAAGCGGAAGUCGUUACUAGCAAACCCUGGCAGCAAUCCUGAGUCCGGGCCUAACUCUCCUCCGACUGUGAAUAAUUCUCAAGCUAGUCCCACUGCUGGAAGCAACACAGCGAUACAGGAAGAAGGUGAAAAUCCAGCGUAUGGAGGACGUCUCACUAGCAGUAGUCAACAAGGCAGCCUUUCAGAUCUUUCACUCUUUAGUUCACCGUCCAUGCCCAAUAUCUCGUUGGGCAGACCACACGUACCAUCGAGCUCUUCGAGUGGAACGAAAUUGGCACCGGUUUCGGAAGCGGAAGUGCGGGCUGCGUUCACGGCGCGUCUGGGCAUGCCGCUCACAGGCCAGAUGCUGCAUGGCACCUUGCCGUUCUAUCCAUCCCUGACAGUCAUCGAUGGCGAACAUCCAGCAUACAUCCAUAAACAAAUACAGCAAAAUUUACAGGAGCAAACAGCACCGUCCGCAACGGUGGGCGGCAACAGGCAACAUUCGACAGCAGCAACGACGGUGUACCAUACUGCGGCACCGAUCACGGAUACACAAGUAGCGCACGCAAGACUGCAAAAGGCUGGUCAUCACCGGCCUUUAGGUAGUAGAACACAAUCCGCACCCCUACCACUAGGUCAUCCAAUGCUGCAGGGCGGCAUAAUUGCACCGACUACCCAUUAUGAGGAAUAUCUCGCGGAGAAGCAGUUGCAUGAUCAACAACAAGCGCACAAUUAUCUAAAACAACAGAUCCGUCAGACUGUUCUGACGCGAGUAGGUUCACGCGGUCAGACUAAUCAGCUGGAUGAAGCACCAGAAUCCGAGGAAUCCGAAGUAAUAGAUCUCACGGGCAAGAAGGAUCACCCAGAAGAAAGCGAGAUCUCAAAGCAGCAAAGAGAUCGUGAACAGUUCUUGCAACAACAGAGGGAUCUCAUGAUGAGACAUACGUUGCAGACGAAUGAAUUAACUGCAUAUCCUGGUGGUUUAAGCAGAACCUCUCAAUCAGCCAGGCCGCUCUCGAGAGCGCUGUCGAGUCCUCUAGUACAUUUAGGUCCUCAGACCAGUGGUGGUGAUAUUUUCGCGCGAAGUUCUUCGCAUCGGCCCACCACAGGAUUAGCCUAUGAUCCACUGAUGCUGAAACAUGCAUGUGUCUGUGGCGAAACGGUUAGAGGUCAUCCUGAACACGGUGGUCGAUUACAAAGUGUGUGGGCUAGGCUAUCGGAGACGGGUUUGUUGCAACGUUGCGACCGAGUGCGCUCGCGCAAGGCUACACUCGAAGAAAUUCAGACAUGCCAUAGUGAAGCUCAUGCACUUUUAUUUGGAACGAAUCCGUUGAAUCGACAGAAAGUAGAUAUGUCCAAGCUGUCGCAGUUGCCUAUCAAAAGUUUCGUCCGACUUCCCUGCGGUGGAGUUGGCGUUGAUUCUGAUACAACAUGGAACGAGCUUAAUACUGCACCUGCUGCUCGAAUGGCGGUAGGGUGUGUUGUUGAUCUUGCAUUCAAGACAGCUCUAGGCGAUAUUAAGAACGGCUUUGCUGUAGUGAGACCACCCGGACAUCAUGCAGAGACUAACCAAGCUAUGGGUUUCUGUUUUUUCAAUUCAGUGGCAAUCGCAGCGAGACUACUUCAGCAGAAACUCGACGUUAGAAAAAUUUUAAUCUUAGAUUGGGACGUUCAUCAUGGGAACGGUACGCAACAGAUGUUUUAUGAUGAUCCGCGAGUGCUGUAUCUAUCGAUACACAGACACGACGACGGUAACUUCUUUCCCGGAACCGGUGGAUCUACUGAAUGCGGCGCUGGUGAAGGUCUCGGCUAUAACGUGAACGUGGCAUGGUCUGGUGGUCUAAAUCCGCCUAUGGGUGACGCAGAGUAUCUCGCGGCGUUUCGUACAAUUGUUAUGCCAAUUGCUAAGGAAUUCGAUCCGGACAUCGUGAUUGUCUCGGCCGGUUUUGAUGCGGCUGUAGGCCAUCCAGCACCAUUGGGUGGCUACAAAGUCAGUCCGGCAUGCUUUGGCAGGAUGACGCAACAGUUACUUAAUCUGGCUGAUGGAAAGGUUGUCCUCGCCUUGGAAGGAGGCUAUGAUUUAGCAGCGAUCUGCGAUUCGGCACAAGAGUGCGUUCGAGCGUUACUCGGUGAUGAACUCAGUCCACUUCGGGACGAAGAACUCACGAGAAUUCCCUGUCAAAACGCCAUUGAUACGUUGCAAAAAACCAUUGCUAUCCAAAUGUCGCAUUGGCCUUGUGUAAAGCUGGCUGCCCAUACAGUCGCAAUGAGCGCCAUAGAGGCAAGCCAAAAAGAACAUGACGAAACGGAAACCGUGUCCGCAAUGGCCUCUUUAUCUAUGCAGCAGCCUACAAAUCUUACGACUACGCCAGAACAUUCCCGAGAGGUUUCCGAAGAGCCGAUGGAGCAGGAUGAAGCCAAAUGAAGUGCAUAAAGAUCAUUCUGCUAGUGUAGAAAGCAUCAAUUAAUUGCACGAAACUGUGUAAAUGCUCUUUGGGAUCUCUAGAAGUGCAUUUCUCAGUGCAAAUAGAAGAACUCACCAUCAUCACGCGUGUCUACUGUUCCAGACGUACAGUCAGCUACGAAUGUUCCACUUGUGGAAACACGGUUGAUGUCGCGUGCAAAUUCGUGCACAGUCCCGAGUUUAAGAUUUUCAAAUAUUUUUUUUCCAAAUAAAACGAUAGAUAACAACGGCCAAGUAAUAAGGAAGAAGUGAUCUGUAAGGUCCUGCACACAAUGGAAGAAUAUUAGACACUAGGAAUAGGAAUUUUAGAAUCAGUUUUCUCUUUGAACACUACAGAUAAAUAAUAAUUUAUAUUAUAUCUUAUAUGACAUUUAUGCCUUACAUUUUAUUCGUAUUGUGCUAAUGUUCGUUGAGAAAACUUUAAAAUUUUUGUCCCUAUUCUUAAUAUUUAACAUUGUUCUAUUGUGCGCAAGGCCUAAUACUUUAAGAGGUUAAUGAUGAUUUGCGAUAGUACGUCGCAAGCUUGCCAACCUCCCUUUUUUUGUGCUAGACGUGAAAGCGCAAAGUUUGUGAAUUUUGCAAAUGUUUCUAGUGCACUUCGCGCGUUUAAUGCGCGAGAUUGUUGUAUAGUUAAUUAUGGAUGACAAAUUGUAUUUGUCCAUUCUAUAUAUUUUUUUUUAUUGUGAGUCACACGAUUUGUAAUCUUUUUAACGAAUCGCUGUUAACAUUGUUGAGAUGAGCUCGAGCGCGUUAAAUAGCUUUUACUCACCAAUUGGAUAUUGCUUGACAAAUUUUCGAUCCCAGUGUCUUAUCGGCGAACAACGAAUGAUUUCGAGACUUGAUGUAAAAACUGAAAUGGAAACAUUUAAUAAUAUUAUUAACAAACACUUGUCUGGAUAAUUCCAAUUAAUUGUUAUGAAAAAGAAAUUAUAGAUUAAGUAUUUUGUCGUUCCACGAUUUAGUGGGAGAAAAUAAAUUAUAAACACGCAUUCUUUAAAAAUGAAUGACAUUCGUAAAUACUUUGUUGACGUUAUCGAUAUAAAGUAAGGCGUCGAAACUUUCUCACAACUGUAUAAAACAAAUUUAAUGCAUCGUGUUGCCUUGGAUAAUUCGCAGGAAGAAUUAAAUAUUCAUGAUAAUCCAUGUAUAUAUUUUUGAAUGCUAAUUGCGACCUCAGACGUCUACUUAGAACACUUUCAACGAGUUGUAUUUUAUCGAAACAUUCAGGGACACAAGUACAGGGAAUUUGCGAAAGAGCUGUGUUAAAACAACAAAUGUAUAUUUCGAAUCCUAGAGAUUCAUUUUAUAUUGCGCCUAUUAUGAGAAAGACACGAACGCAUUAUAGAUAAUAUAUCAACCAUAUAUAUGAACCGGGAUAUGAUUUUUCGAAAGAUACAUGGCUAUGAGAACAUCAGUAUAAGUGUCUUUGUUAUGUACGAAAUCAUUUUUCUAAAAUGAGGAAUUUCUUAUAAAUCAUCAAAUAAAAAGAUUAAAUAAAGAUAAUAAAAUGGCAAGUUUAAUAGCAGAAAGAAAGCAACUUAAAUUAUUGCGCUCGCUGUUUCUCAUUUCUCUUUCAUAAUGAAUAAAAUCGAGAAAGAGAAAGAAAGAGAGAAACUGGCAGAGGUAAAUAAUUCCGAUAAUAUAGAAAUAUAUAUAGGUAUUAUGCAAUUUUUAAAAAAUUAAAUAUUUUAUAUACGGAGGUUCUCUUCACGGCUAUCCGAAGUUUUCCUUUGAAAAUAACAAUUUGAUAAAAUAUGUAAAAAAAUUAUAAGAAAGAAACCGACAUACUGAGUAACUUUACAUCGAGCGAUUCUUUUUGAAUAAAUAAUGCCCUAGUAAUAGGUCACGAGAUUUUUCUCUGAAGGAGGUAUCAGACUACUUGAUCGGUGCACAUAGAAAAUAUUCUCCGAAUUUCCAGAAAUUUUCGCGUUUACGUCAGGCCUCGCUAGAAGAGUUAGUGCAAUAAGAACGAUUGGACAAACAUGUAUUAAUAAAAGACAGUAGCGUUUAGAUGUAAUUUUUUUCCGCCUUCAACACGCGCGAUCUACUCUCUGUGAAGACGCGUGCGUCGCGCAUCGUGCUGGUCACUAGCGCUUUCAUUGUUUCGUCGUCCGAUUCGCUUUCCUUGUUCUUCGGAUGUUCAAAGAGUACGAGAUGGUGAGCUUCACAGUGCGUGAACACUUCUCUCGAAUCGAGACCGACUUACGCGACUUAGACAACAAAAUUCGUGAUAAUGUUAAAAGAAAAAUAAUAAAAGAAAAAAAAGAAAAGUCAAUGUCUAGAUCCUAAGGUGAUAUUAUACCUUGUGCAUGAAAAAUAUGCAAAUAUACGUGCGAUACCACGUGCACGCGGUAAAAACGUGACAUAAUAUACCUUCCGUACCAAAAGAUGCCAUAAUAUGUCGAUGCAGAUUGUUUCGUGACCAAUUUGGUUAUUAUCGGAUGAUGUGCGACAAUUUUUAGUCUUUCUUUAGUUUUGAUUGAAAAAAUAAAAUUUCAGAUUAGAGUUGAUUCUGAUUUUAUUUGACAACUUGUACAGCAUGGGACAACUACAUUGCAGCAACAGUCUUACAUAUUACAAUGCAAUGUUUCAAAAACAUUAAAACUAUGUAAAAAUAAUCCUAAAAAUGUAGCAAUAUUUUUAAAAUAUUGUAAAGAUAAACUGGUAUAAUUUUUGUACAAAUAUUUAUGUACUCUUGCACAUUUUAUGAUCAAACUUUAUUAAAUACAAAUCAGUUUUAUAAGUAUUAGUAAUUAAAUUCGUGCUUGAAUGCAAUAUAAGGCGUAUAUAAAAUUGCUUAUAUAUCCAAAGUAUCUCUUUCUGAACUCAGUGCAAAAACUAAUACAGCAAGUUUUACAUAUAAAAGCUAGUCAAAAAUGUCUAAUAAAUAUAUUCUAUUCUAAAUCGUUUUGAAAUUACAAGGCAUUAAAGUUGCUUUCAUAAUGAAACAUUCAACUUUAACAUUUAGAACAAUUAGUAAAGAUACAAUAAAAUAAAUUUGUCAAAAUUGUGUUAAAAGAUUCUCUAAUUUUGUCUGCAAUUUUGAAUAAAAUUUCUGGAAAAACCUGGAAUUCUCAGGGAAUUUUUUAAAUAAAAUUUAGGUACGCACCCUGUGAUCAAACUUUGAUUUACAUAUGAUUAUAUAUUUAUAAAAAAAUUUAUAAAAUUAAUAAAGAUGUUUGUUAAACGCAUAUUGAGAAAUAUAAAGGCAUCGAUGUUGCAAUCGCAUAUUUUUCUUCGAAAUUUUUAAUAAUAGUUCAAAAUUUUUAAAAAUAUUUGGUGCAUAAAAUUUUUGUCUGUCACGUAAAUCACUGCCAGCGACAAUUACACGGCAUGGCCGCAUAUUCCUACGAGCACGUGCAAUCGCAUCGAUAUAUUGUUAAUAUGUGUUAAUGUUUUCAAAUGCGAGAAUGAUACGCGCAGAACGGACCGAAAGUAUCGUUUUGAUGAGAUUUUAACAUGAUUUUUCUUGCUGCGGACAAAGGCUGGUGUGAUUUUUGUGAUAUUUUGUAAAAAGAAGUUAAGCUAUAUAUCGUUAUUAAUUAAGCAUAUACGUCGCGGGAAGAUGUGUGUAAGCAGAUAGGAGAAAAGUAAAUACAUAAAUAUAAGCAUUUAUUUUUAUGUCAUGCAUUUUGGAGAAAAAAAGAAACAGAGAUGAAUAUAAAAGGAAAUUCUAUUGAUAAACGAAUUACACAGGGAUGCAUAUAUUAUAUAUCGUUCGUCAUGCAAGAAAUAAAGAAUAUAUAUCUAUUAUAUGUGUAUAAUGCAUAUGUGUAUGUGUGUAUAUGUGUACAUGUGCACACAUAUACACAUAAAAUACACCUCACGCCCCAUGCAUGCGCGCGCGCGCGCGUGUGUGUGCGUGCGUGUCUGUGUGUGUGUGUGUGUGUGCUCGCGCGCGCGCGCGUGCAUAUGUAUAUUGUAUAUCCAUGUACCGCAAGAAUCUCAAGUGUUUGUUAAAUGUUUAUUCGAUAAAAAAAUUCAUAUUGAAAAAAUGUGUAAAAAUUGACUCGAUGUACAUUAAUUAUAAAAAUAUGAGUCCAGCCUAUGUGUAUACAGUAAGUUAAUUAAUGAAAGAGUACGAAAGAGAAAAGAAACGAGAACGUUAUGACGAGUGGUGGACACCAGUCUUUUGGAAGGUAACUUUAGAUGCGUGUAUAUCUAUUUGUAAUUUAAGAACGAGUUUAUCAUCGGCGGCACUGUGGUUGUUGCGUCAAUCAAAGGAUACGUAGCUCACUCUUAAUUAAGAGAGUGAGCGCCUUUUGAAGUUUACAGAACAUUAUAUAUUAUUACCGCGGGCCUAUAGACAUCAUAUUCUGGUUAAUAAUAUCCUCACGUUUCCUCGCGAUAUUCCCUGUUUGUCCUUGUCUCAUGUAUACUUCAUUUUGUUGUUAUAGAUUAUUCUACGAUCGCGUAUACAAGUAAUAGAAACAUCCAAAAAACCUAUAUAUGAUCUGUACUUCCUAAUUCCACUAAAGGCAUCUAAAAAGAACUUUGAAUUUUGUAUCACGCAAGGUUUACAUAAAGAUUAUAAUUGUGCUUGACGAUCAAACGGCCACAUUUAACGCCAAAUGUAGGAUAUUGAUACAAAAUGUAAUGUUUUAAACAAUGUUUGAACUAAUGAUCUUGUAUUCAUAUUUAAAAUGCGAAGCGUGAUUGUCUGAUAACUUGUGCUUAAGAUAACAAGUAAGGUCUCAAGAUUUUUAUGAAACAAAAUACAAAUUUAAAUUGUCACGUUUAACCGUACACGCGUGGUAUACAAAUUUUAAUCUUUUAAAGUUUUGCGUCGCUUAAAUACAAUCCGAACGAUGGACGUUUCACGCGAGUUGUUCGAAGCGAAAAAAAAGCGAGAAACUUACGACAUUCCGGUAUUACCACCCAUGGCAAGUUGAUACAAAUUAGAUGUAAAUGACUAUUAAGUUUUUAUCCAAAUGCCGAAUAUAAUAAAUGUGGAUUUUAAUAGAGUCUACUUAUGUUAAUACACAUACACACACAUGCGCGCGCGCGCGCAGCACGCACGCACAUGCACACAUGCACGAAUAUACUGUCUAUAUUGCAUAAGCUUAAUGUAAUAGUCAUAAAUUUUUUAUGUAUAUAAAUGUACCUCGUAAACUAAUUUUAAAUAAAAAGUAUAGUCAUUGUGUUAAA
Molecule: messenger RNA, 10322 nt
Organism: Monomorium pharaonis (pharaoh ant)
Lineage: Eukaryota; Metazoa; Arthropoda; Insecta; Hymenoptera; Formicidae
Gene: HDAC4
Product: histone deacetylase 5
Exons: 15
Coding region: 1839-5135 (1098 amino acids)
Biological process (GO): negative regulation of transcription by RNA polymerase II; chromatin organization
Cellular component (GO): histone deacetylase complex
Molecular function (GO): histone deacetylase activity
Source: RefSeq, a predicted model, not a curated record